Molecule: messenger RNA, 1003 nt
Organism: Telopea speciosissima
Lineage: Eukaryota; Viridiplantae; Streptophyta; Magnoliopsida; Proteales; Proteaceae
Source: RefSeq, a predicted model, not a curated record
CAAGCUCUUAAUUUUGUGAUUUGUUCUUUGUUUCGGGCAUUAAAUGCGGCCUUCUUUAAAAUUCAACUCGAGCCCAAAUCGAGCAGAUAAGUUUCUGCCUCCAUUAACGAGGUUUCUCAGAAACAAUAUGGGGAGUCAAAGCAGGGGAAGGUCACGUUUUAGCCCUAUAUUCAUCAGAAAGAAGAAUGUUGUUGUAGCGGUAGAAACCCAGGAGCCCUCUUCCCCCAAGGUCACCUGUAUUGGGCAAGUUCGCGUACAACGAUCCAAGCAAUCUGGGGCCAAGAACGGUCGAACCAGCACCACCGUCGCCAAAGGCCGGUUACGAUGGAUUCGUAAGGUUCUUUUAUGCAACUAUUCCGUUAUAAAACCCAAACCCAGAGCUUCUUGUUCGAUAUGGCAGAGUGGUUACAGUUUCCCUAAAUGGGCUAUCGCCAAAGAUUCUGCGCUAGGAGAAUCUAAACGAGAGGAAACAGAUGAAUAUUCUGACCAACGAUACGAAGAUGAAGAAGGAGAAGAGGAAGAAGCCAAUGUUUUUGUGUCUUCUUCCCCACCGAAGAACGCUUUGCUACUCAUGAGAAGCAGGUCAGAGUCAUACCGAGCUUCCUCUCUGGCUAAUCGCUUCUGGGGUUCACCCUCUCCAAUUGAAGAUGCUGCAAAUGUCAAUAGAGAGCAGGAAAGCGUAGACAGUGUCGAAACCCAACAAGUAGAGACAGAAGAAGAGAAACCCACGUCGGGAAAAGAAUCCAAAUGCAGAGAUACGGCUGCAGAAUCGAGAAAUGGUACAGAAAAUGAGGAAAAGUUGGGAUUUGAAAGCUCAAACAGUGAGAGAAGCAAUGAAACAACAAGAACCGGCGACGAGUCAGCGAAGCUAAUUGGGGAAGUCUCUGUUCGGCCACUGGUACUAACCAGAUGUAAAUCGGAGCCUGCGAGAAGAACGGGGAAGCUGGAUCGAAUUAGAGUCGUUAUCCUUGAAGAAAAUAAGGCUGCAUGUCGAGAAUUUUAA